Messenger RNA from Fusarium falciforme, 1254 nucleotides. Its product is annotated as Metallophos domain-containing protein. The transcript has a single exon. NCBI's taxonomy places the organism in Eukaryota, Fungi, Ascomycota, Sordariomycetes, Hypocreales, Nectriaceae. Gene Ontology annotation, molecular function: phosphatase activity; endopolyphosphatase activity. The record is from RefSeq and is a predicted model, not a curated record. Gene Ontology annotation, cellular component: cytoplasm. Gene Ontology annotation, biological process: polyphosphate catabolic process. The coding region runs from base 1 to 1254 and encodes 417 amino acids.
AUGGCUAUAAUGAUCACGGCACGGCAGCGGAGGUUGCUCGUCCUACUCUCCACCGCAUUCUUCGUCUUCAGCGUCUUUUACUGCUGCUCGCGCCUCGUCGCACUCACCAUGCCCCACGACGACCAGACCGACUAUGACCAGCCCAAGGUCGAGAUAUCGAGAGCUGAUAACCCUAUGUCUUACGGCAUGUACAACCGACCCGCCUACGACGGCAUCGACCUUGUUAGGAACCUCCCGAGCGAAUACAUUCCAACAAAGGCCAACGGCCGCCGAUUGGUUGUUAUCGGUGAUAUACAUGGCAUGCUCGACCCCUUCGAGAAGCUGCUCAAGAAGAUCACAUUUGAUCCCAAGCGCGAUCACAUCGUCGCUGUGGGCGACAUGGUCAACAAGGGCCCCAAGACCCCCGAGUUGAUCAACCGACUCAUGGAGCUCAAGGCCAGCGCCGUCCGCGGAAACCACGAAGAUCGUGUGAUCCUUGCCUGGUCAGCCCUCAACGCUCAGCAGGGUGUCCAGGCAUAUCUUGACUCGGAAGCGGAAACAAAGAGACGCGGCGAGGAGGAAGAUCUCAAGACGGCACGAAGCCUGAACGAAGCGCAAAUGAAUUGGCUCAAGAACCUCCCCGUCAUCCUGUCCGCGGAGCCCAUGUCCCUCUUCAUCGUUCACGCCGGCCUGGUCCCCGGUGUCCCCGUCCAUCAGCAGGAUCCCUGGGCCGUCAUGAACAUGCGCACUCUGCGCUUCCCCCGCGCCGAGUUCCGCAUUAAAGAGAUUGAAAAGAAGCGCAAGCAGGAAGAGAGGAAGAAGAAACAGGAGCUCGAGAAGCAGCAGGAAGAGGAACUGAAGAAGCUCGCGGAAAAAUUGCCCAAGCGAGACGAACCCUCCUCUGACGAAGAGGGCCAAGAGGCUUCCGUCCUCGUCCCCCGUGCGCAGCCCGAUGCCGCAGCAUCGGCCGGCGAUCCCGCACUCGAGCUUCUUAGCACCGACCGCGAUGUAUGGAUCCCUGUCAAUGACCGUGGGGGCGAGCAGUGGUCCAACCUGUGGAACAGCGAGCAGAAGAAGCUCCCUGCCAUUGAGCGUCGUACUAUCAUAUACGGCCAUGACGCCAAGAUGGGUUAUAAAGAAGACACAUACACCUUCGGCCUCGACUCGGGUUGCGCCAAGGGCAACGCUCUUACUGCCCUCGUUAUCCAGGGCACUGAGGAUGGCGGCUGGAAGCCUCUGACCUUUCAAGUUGAGUGCAAGAAGGGCUGGUUCUAG